Molecule: messenger RNA, 6703 nt
Organism: Xiphophorus couchianus (Monterrey platyfish)
Lineage: Eukaryota; Metazoa; Chordata; Actinopteri; Cyprinodontiformes; Poeciliidae
Gene: egfem1
Product: EGF-like and EMI domain containing 1
Exons: 36
Coding region: 300-4919 (1539 amino acids)
Molecular function (GO): protein binding; scavenger receptor activity; calcium ion binding
Source: RefSeq, a predicted model, not a curated record
CUUUGGCCCCCACCAUCCCGGCUGUUUGUGGGUGGUGCAUUUAACACAGAGGCUCGCAAAGACUCAGAGAGCCUCUCCUUCACCUAAUCAGUAGCAUGAACCGGGAAUCAAAUCAAAACAUCACUGCAUGUUAGCCAAAAAUCUCUAAGCUUGAACGUGGACUUCCGUAAUUUUGUCAGAAUGUUUUGGAUUUAACGGGCUUUUCUUUCUUUCUUUCUUCCUUUCUUUCUUUCUUUUUUUUUUUUUUUAAAGUCUGCACAGCUGAAUCUUCAACAACGUGUCUGUAAGCAGCUGGAACUAUGUUUCCAAAGAUUUUCUAUAUAUGUGUGAAAUUAUUCAGCGCUAUGCACAUCGCGUCAUCUGCAGACCUGCAGCUUGGCAUGCCAAAUGUUUGCGCCAACCAGGAGGUGUCCAUGUUGGGGGUCCGCCAGCCCUGUGUUCAGGUUUUUACCCGCAUGAUGCAGGUGUGGAAGCAGGGCUGCACAGGCCGCAGAUGGUGUGUGGGAUUUGAGAGAAGGACUGCGUACUACACAGCAUACAGGCAAGCGUACAGCAUGGAUUUUCACACAGUCUAUAAAUGUUGUCCCGGUUGGGCUCAGAAAGAUAACGAGAUGGGCUGUCUACAUAGGGUGUGCAGUGCUAAUGCCUGUCUUAAUGGUGGGAGAUGUGCAGAGACUGGGGAGCGUAUUUGUCACUGUCCAUUAGGCUUCAAAGGUCCCCGGUGCCAGUAUGACGUUAAUGAAUGUGAAGUGGAUGAAGGCGGCUGUGAGGGUUACUGCUGCAACACCAUUGGGAGCUACUACUGCAAAUGUCCUGAAGGCAGCAAAGUGGGGCCAGACGGCAAGGCUUGUAAUGAUAUAAAUGAGUGUGAUGAGCUCAAUGGAGGAUGCCAACAAACUUGUGUCAACACGGCAGGCUCUUAUCAUUGCGAGUGCAGCGAGGGAUUCCGUAUGCAUUCUGAUGGUCGAACCUGCAUUGUUGUAAAUUCUUGCUCCAUUUUGAAUGGAGGUUGUGAGCACAAGUGUGUGGAUGUGGGAAACAAGGAGUACAAAUGUGAGUGCAGAAGGAACUACCAGCUGAAACAAGAUGGGAGACACUGUGAAUUGAGGGACCCCUGUAAGGAGAGGAAUGGAGGCUGUGCACAGUUCUGCAACUCCGAAGGCGGUAUAGCAAAUUGCAGCUGCCGUUCUGGUUUUAUGUUGUCUGGAGACCAAAAACACUGUGAAGACAUUGAUGAGUGCAGCUCUGGUCAUGCAAAGUGUUCCCAUGGUUGUAUCAACAUGCUGGGCUCCUUCAGAUGUGUGUGUCAUCCUGGUUUUGAACUCGGUGCCGAAGGCAAGCAGUGCUACCGCAUUGAGAUGGAAAUUGUAAAUAGUUGUGAGAAGAACAAUGGGGGAUGCUCUCAUCAUUGUGAGCAUGCCACUAAUGGCCCCCUAUGCUCCUGUAACCAAGGCUACCAGUUGGACACAGACAGGAGGACCUGUGUAGAUAGUGAUGAGUGUUUGAGUGUGGAGUCCUGCUGCAGCCACCUCUGUAGAAACUACCCCGGCGGCUAUGAGUGCAGCUGCAGAGCCGGCCACAGACUGAGGCCAGAUGGCUGCGGCUGCGAAGAUAUUAAUGAGUGCCUAGCAGAGACCUCGGGAUGUGAACACUACUGCGUCAACACCUUGGGAACCUAUCAGUGCUUUUGCCAAAUGGGCUUCCGCUUGGAUCUGGAUCAGCACUCUUGCAUCUCUCUGUAUGGCGGUGAGCUGGAUGAGGAAGAGGCGGAAGGGCUGGAGGCUGACAGACUGCCUGACCUGCUGUUUCGAAAGGCUCCUCAGCUCUUGCAUUACACGGCAGCCCUGCACGUUCGCCACAACACUGAUGAUGAUGAUGAUAAUGAUGAUGAUGAUGAUGAUGGUCGUCAUGUUAGUGACAGUGACGAAGAAUUAGAGAUCCACAGAGAGCACAGGGGAGAGCUGAGACUGGAAAGCACCAUAGUGUGCCUAGAGGGCUCCUUUGGGGAUGACUGUAGUGUGAGCUGUGACGACUGUGUGAAUGGAGCAUGUAGUGAAAACAAGGACCAAUGUGAUUGCUCGCCUGGCUGGACAGGAAUCAUCUGCAAUGAGACUUGUCAUCAGGGGAGCUACGGGAAGUCCUGUAACAGCAUGUGCCACUGUCUGAAUGGAGGCUCAUGUGACCCCGUGACUGGGAAGUGCCUCUGCCCUCUCGGGGUAAAUGGCCAGUUCUGCGAGGAAGGUUGCCUGAGGGGCUAUUUUGGAAAGAACUGCAGACGAAAGUGCAAGUGCCCCAACAAUGGACCCUGCCAUCGACUUUAUGGAGCCUGCCUCUGCUCUCUGGGAUUAUAUGGUCGUUUCUGCCACCUAGCUUGUCCCAAGUGGACCCACGGAGCAGGCUGUUCCAAGGAAUGCAAAUGUGUCCAAGAGCAAUCCAGCGGCUGUGACCCAAAAACAGGAAGCUGUUUCUGUAAGCCUGCAUAUCACAGUCUGCUAUGUGAGAAAGAAUGUGAUCCAGGCUUCUUUGGUGCCGGCUGUGAACAGUCAUGUGAUUGUCCAGGUGGAGGGUCAUGUGACCCUAAGACCGGAGUGUGCAGCCAAAGAUGUCCUGCUGGGCUUCAGGGGGACCAGUGUCAACUGGCCUGCCAAACAGGAAACUAUGGCGAAAACUGCCGUCUGACCUGUGACUGCGGAGGAGCUCCCUGUGAUCCUGUAACUGGAGAGUGCGACUGUCCUGCUGGGAAGAGAGGAAGUUCUUGCCAGGAAGACUGCCCUGAUGGUUUCUGGGGACUGAAGUGCCAGUAUUCUUGCCCUGUCUGUGAGAAUAGUGGCUUCUGUAAUAAGCAAACUGGUAUCUGCAACUGCAAGCCAGGCUCCAUGGGAAAUCUCUGUCAAGAAGCAUGUCCUGCAGGCUACUUUGGACCUGGCUGUUUAGUUCGUUGUUCUUGCCACCCUAAUGCCAGCUGUGACUCAAGGAAUGGAUUUUGCAUCUGCCCUCCUGGCAAAACUGGCCACAAUUGUGAGACAAGAUGUGAACCUGGUUUUUGGGGCCAAGGCUGCAUUGGAAGGUGUCAGUGUCAGGAUCACUCUGUGAGCUGUGACCCGGUCAGAGGUCGUUGUGUGUGUGAAGCAGGCUACACCGGAGACUACUGUGAAGAGAAGUGCGUCAAUGGUCAUUAUGGACAUGGAUGUGCUCAGAAGUGUCUGUGUAAGAAUGAAGCCCUCUGCGACCAUGUGAGUGGAGCCUGCUUCUGCUCACCUGGAUUCACUGGGUAUCUCUGUGAAAAAACGUGCCCGGACGGCUUUUACGGGCUUGACUGUGGCCAGAUGUGCGAGUGCAGGAACGGUGCCCGCUGCCACCACAUCACAGGAGCCUGCCUGUGCACCGCCGGCUGGGCAGGACCACACUGCAUUCUGGAAUGCCAAAAAGGUAGAUUUGGAGAGAACUGCGGUCAGACCUGUAAGUGUCAGAACGAGGGCAGUUGUGACCACAUCACUGGGCGAUGCAGCUGCACAGAUGGUUGGACUGGAGCCCACUGCCAACUGCCUUGUCCACCAGGACAUUAUGGGGAACAAUGUUCUAACAAGUGUCUGUGUCAAAAUGGAGGCUUCUGUCACAGCGUGACUGGCCAGUGCUCCUGUCCACCUGGACACACAGGAGCUGCCUGUGAGUUAGAGUGUGACGAAGGAAACUAUGGCGAGAACUGCACACAAACAUGUGGAUGUCUAAACGGAGGCAGAUGUGACAAGGUGACUGGAAAAUGUCUGUGUCUGCCUGGUUGGACUGGAGAAAACUGCCAAUCAGCCUGCUCUGUUGGCACGUUCGGACAAAACUGCAGCCAGCCGUGCCGAUGCUCCGGGCUCCAUGAGCAGUGUGAUCCCGCGACAGGGAAAUGCAGCUGCUCAUCCGGCUACUAUGGGCCACGCUGUGAGCUUCGGUGUCGAGCCGGUUCAUUUGGGCCAAACUGCAAGUCCAAGUGCACCUGCAUCAAUGGCGGUCGCUGUGACUUUAGGACUGGGACAUGCUACUGUCAUCCGGGCUACAUUGGAGCUGACUGCAGUUCCCGUUGUCCAGGUGGAUACUACGGGAAGGAUUGUGCAAAGCUGUGCUCCUGUGCUGAAGGAACGCAGUGCCAUCCAGUAACUGGAAGGUGCAUAUGUGGCCCCGGAAGGACAGGGGCAUCAUGCCAACAGGCUUGUUCAAAAGGACGCUAUGGUCUGCAGUGCAGGUACGCCUGUAGCUGUCAGAAUGGAGCAGUAUGUGAUCCUGUUGACGGGUCCUGUAAGUGUGGACUGGGCUGGACUGGACCCCAAUGUGAGACAGCCUGUCCUGCAGGAAAAUAUGGGCCAGAUUGUGCACAAUACUGCCAAUGUCUUAACAAUGGAAUUUGCAGCCGUUUUACUGGCAGCUGCAGCUGUACUGCUGGGUACUACGGCGACUACUGUCAACAUGAGUGUCCUUCUGGAUUUUAUGGAUUGAAUUGUCAGUUCACAUGUCACUGUAACAUGGGCCAAGCAUGUGAUCAUGUGACAGGCAAAUGUUUGUGCCCACCAGGUUAUUAUGGCUCACAAUGUGAAAGACAAUGUGAAAAUGGCAGCUUUGGAUUGAACUGUAUGAAGUCCUGUAAAUGUGCUGACGAGGCGUCAUGUGACCCAUCCACUGGUAGAUGUUUCUGUCCCUCAGGCCAGUGGGGAGAGAGAUGUGAAAAAAGCUGUGAUGGAGACCACUUUGGCCCCAACUGCUCCCUGUUGUGCCAGUGUUUCCAUGGUUCCCACUGUGACCGGGUAAACGGCAGAUGUCUCUGUCCGCUCACCUGGCUUGGAUCGACUUGUAGCAAAGCACGGCUGCACCAAACCUCAGGAGUGCUGAAUAUGUCUGUGUCUCACAGAAAUAGAAGAACAGGCAGCAAAACCACAUAACCCAAACAGAGGUGAAAAUUCCUGACUGGACACUCAAAGUCGGGACUUGGCUCUGCGUAGCUUUGCUCUGAUCAUCUUUGAGAAGCUUAUAUUGGAUCUAUGGAGCUAGUACUCAGUUGUCAGAGGCUGGCACUCCUUCACUGAGUCUGAGACAAUCAACCACAGGUACCAGCAUGUGAAAUGUCUUUGGAGGACCAUAAACUCAGGUCUGAUUCAAGCUGGUUUUACAAGCCCAACACACACAAAUACCUGCAGAACAGUUUAUACUUAAAUUGAAUGAAAUUGGAUCCCUUUGACAUAUAUUGAGUCAGUAAUGAUCCAUUUCACAAUAAAACAAUGAACUCAGCAAUUGUUCAAUUGCAUUCUUGCAUUUCAAACAAACUUUUAGCGUGUAGAAACAACGUUAUACUAUACUUUUGAUUAAAACCAUUAAAAUAAGAGCAAUUUCAUGACCUUUUUCAUAAGUAAAUGUACAGGUACCGGAGAACUCAAGCAAUAGAAAAAUAUUGUCGAUUACCAAAGGAACAAGAAAAGUAUUCUUCCUUUUGGAAACUCCAGUCCUCGUGGGCCAGUGUCUAGCAAAUUUUAAACGUCUCUCUUCUUCAGCACAGCUGGCUCCAAUAUUAGCUCAUUAGCAGAGCUUUGUAGAGGUUAACUGCAUGCUAGUGAGGCAGUUUCAACAUUUCAUUCAAGUGUCUAGGACAAGUGACACAUCUAAACGUUGCAGAACUCGUUUAGAUGUGUCACUGCAGUUUGAGACCACUGGUUUAUACACUUUGGAUUUCUUUGCGAUUGUAUGUGAUUGUUCAACACAAAGCAACAGUAAAAGAAAAAUGUGAAUGGCUUUCAAAAAAAUUUCAAAAAUCUAAAGUGUGUGGCAUGCAUUUUUAUUAAGCCCUCUUUAAUCUGGCACCCUUUAAUAAAAUCCAGUGCAUCCAAUGAUUCAGACAAAGCUAAAUCAGAAGAGCCCACUUAUGUUUAACUUAAUCUCAGUAUUACUACGGCUGUUCUGUGAAGGCCUCAGGAGUUUGCGAAACAAAAAAAAAAACCACACACACACUAGUGACGGAGUUGAAUCAUGAAGAUCAAGAAGCACAAGCCAUAAGACAAGCCAGUCAAAUUUGUCAUAAAUGCAGAAGUCUGCAUGGAUUUCAUGACACCAUGCUCAUGGUGAAACAUGGUGGUGAGAAAGUUAAAGUCCAUCUUGGUACGAGCAAGUAUUUACUCAGUCAACCUGUAAAAAGGUUUUUUCUCCCUUACAAUUGUCCUAUUUCUCAUAAGAUAAAACGUGUUUCCAGCUCCAUGUCUUUGAAGUCAGUGUACAUGACGUGGACGGCCAAAGAAUGUUUUGCAUAUUCAUAUUAUUUAAAUAAAACCUUGUCUCUGCGUAAUUUUUUCCUAUGUCACAUAUUACAUGAGAAAAAAUAUUUUAGAUUAGUCAUUUUAUUGAAACAAUUUAGUUCCCCUAACCCAGGCUUUCAUAGUGUCAUCUUUACAGUUUAUUUACUCAAAAACUCUACAAAACAUUGGAAAUAUAUUUUAUUUAAGCUUCUUUAUCAAUUAUUUUGUUCUCUUUUUCCUUAUAAUUAAAACUCAAAUUGCAUCUGUCAGUGGCCAAUCCGGGUCAUUUCAGCUGUGCUUUAUUGCAUAAAGAUUGUGAAAUGUGUUUUGUUAAUAUUUUCUUCUGUGUUCUUUUGGGGUUUUGUUUCUUGCAAACAUUGGAACUGUGCAUCUUCUAGUAUAGUAUUUUGUAUCAAUUUCAAUGAAUAUUGAGUACAACAACA